AUGCCUGACACUGGUAAGCGAAAGCGAAAUGUCGCCCCUCAAGAGUCCCGCUCCCAAGCGGCUGCCGGCCCCUCAGCAGCUCGCAAGAAGCAAGCUCUGAACCACGCUUCACGUUCCAGAGGCGCCAGGCAGGUCAAGCGCUCCAACGACGAUGAGGAGCUGCUAGAAUUGGAGAGGCGACUGGACGACGUGGUGAAUGGCAAGAAGGAGCUGACCAGGUUCGACGAGAUGCCGCUCUCAUUAAACACGCUCAAAGGUGCGUGUGCUAAGUGCGCCUCGAGGAAGCCAUCCUGCAUACUCACCCUCGCAUACAUGCCACCCCCCUCCCCACCCGCUCCCCACGACAGGCUUGAAGCGUGCCGCCUUUACGGAAAUGACACCGAUCCAGCGAUCCGCUCUGCCACUCGCACUGUCCGGACGAGAUGUGCUCGGAGCAGCGCGGACGGGAUCGGGCAAGACGUUGUCCUUUCUCAUUCCCAUCCUCGAACGACUGCAUCGCUUGCGCUGGGGCCCUUCCGACGGACUCGGUGGGCUGGUCAUUUCCCCUACGCGCGAGCUGGCCAUGCAGAUCUUUGAAGUGUUGCGCUCCAUCGGAUCAGCUCAUACCUUCUCUGCCGGUCUCGUCAUUGGCGGCAAGGACGUCGAAGUGGAAAAGGCUCGGCUAAGCAAGAUGAACAUUCUGAUCGCUACGCCGGGACGAUUGCUGCAGCACAUGGAUCAGACGCUCGGCUUCGAUACCAGCAAUGUGCAAGUGCUGGUGCUGGACGAAGCCGACCGCAUUCUCGAUAUGGGCUUCCAAAACACCAUCGAUGCCAUCGUCGCCAAUGUGCCCAAGUCGAGGCAAACGCUGCUCUUCAGCGCCACUCAGACAAAGCGCGUCAAAGAUCUCGCCAGAUUAUCUCUGCGGUCGCCAGAGUACGUCGCUGUGCGUGACGCAGCGGCAGGUCAAGAGCCGGGCGACGCAUCGACAGAGACGCCCUCAUCGCUCUCGCAGCACUACAUGGUCGUGCCGCUGGAGCGCAAGAUGGACAUGCUCUUCUCCUUUGUCCGCACGCACCUCAAGUGCAAAAUGCUCGUCUUUUUCAGCUCUUGCAGGCAGGUUCAAUUCGCGCAUCAAGUCUUUUGCAAGCUCAGACCAGGCACGAGCAUCAUGUGCUUGCACGGCAAACAAAAACAGACGACUCGUCUCAGCAUCUUCAAAGAGUUUAGCAAAGCUCAAAAUGCCGUCUUGUUCGCCACGGACAUUGCGGCAAGAGGGCUAGACUUUCCAGCAGUGGAUUGGGUCGUGCAGACAGAUGCGCCCGAAGAUGCAGAUACCUACGUGCAUCGAGUCGGCAGAACGGCACGAUAUCAGAGCAAAGGGUAUGCGCUGCUCUUCUUGACGCCGGAUGAAGAGUCGGGUGCUCUGAAGGCUCUGGAGGUAAAGUCGAUCAAGCCCGAAAAGAUCAAGGCGCGGGACAGUAAGACGCAAUCCAUUUCGAGUCAGCUGCAAGGUUUCCUGUUCCAAGAUCCUGAACUCAAGCACCUGGGCCAAAAGGCCUUUGUUUCGUAUGUCAGAUCCGUCCAUCUGCAAAAGGACAAGAGCGUGUUUGACGUCACCAAGUUGCCGUUGGACAAGUACGCAGCAGCUCUCGGUCUGCCUGGCGCGCCAAAGGUCAAAUUCGUAAAGGAGGCUCAAGCUGCCAAAAAGAAGGCUGUCAAGUUGCUACAGAAGCAAGAGAAGCAACAAGCGCGCGAUGAAGACGGAGCGCCAUCCAAAGUGCGCACAAAGUACGAUCGCAUGUUUGAGCGGCGCAAUCAAGGCGUGCUGAGCGAGCACUACUCUAGGCUCGUGGAUCAUGACGGGGACCAAGAGAGCGCUGACGAGGCAGUCACAUCAGCAUCGGAUGCAGAAGAGAUGUCAUCAGAAGGCGAGCGGGGUAAAGACGUCCUCUUUGAUUCUGGCGAGCCUACGAAUGUCGACGCGCAAGAUUCAGACGACGACGAUUUCCUCACGCUCAAACGUGCCAAUCAUGGCCUCGAGGAUGGCAACGACGCGUUGCCGGCCUCUUCGCAUCUAUCCAAGAGGGCCUUGGCCAUGGGUAGCAGCAAAAAGGCAAUGGCAGCGUCCGGCAAGCGAGGUCAGGGCGAAAAGAUUGUGUUCGACGAGGCUGGCAUGCCGCGCGAUGUGUACGAGCUGCAGAGCGAGCAAACGUUUAGAGAUGGUCAAGCGGGCGAAGAUGCGCAGGAGCUCGCACGACGAUUCAUCGAAGAGGAGCGUGACAGAAUGAAGGAGCGCGAUGCGGUGGACAAGGAAAGGCUAAAGGAGAAAAAGAGGGAGAGGAAGCGGAUCCUCAAAGAACGCGAACGGGAAGCCAGGGGAGAAGAACCUCGCGGACCUACCAUGCUGGCUGAUCCCGACGACGACGAUGGAUACGUUACUCCUGACUUUGUUCUACCAGAAGACCGCGAGGAUGAAAGCGGGGAUGAAGGCACAGACGAGUCGGAGCAGGAAGGCGAAGCAUACGUCGAUGAGAAUGACGAGGCUCGCGCACUCAGACUCCUAGGCGCAUGA
Messenger RNA from Ceraceosorus bombacis, 2554 nucleotides. The record is from the annotation of a GenBank genome assembly. NCBI's taxonomy places the organism in Eukaryota, Fungi, Basidiomycota, Exobasidiomycetes, Ceraceosorales, Ceraceosoraceae.